AUGGAACUGAACCGAGAACAUUUUCGCGCCAUAAUUUAUUACAACUUUCAGAGACAAUUAUCGCAACAAGAAUGCCUUGCUGAGUUACUGUCUGUUUUCGGCAACGAAGCGCCACAUCAGUCAAUUUCCCGUUGGUAUGGAGAAUUCAAACGUGGACGGGUGAGUCUUAGCGACGAUUCCAGGGUGGGUGCACCAAAAACGGCAGUCACCCAGGAAAACGUCGAUGCUGUGCGCAAAGUCAUCAUUGAAGAUAGACAUGCGUCCUUGAAGAUCUCAAAGACCUCAGUUCAAAAAAAUUUACAUGAAGAAUUAGGAGUAAGAUUAGUUUCUCGUUGGAUACCCCACAUGUUGACUGAAAAGCAGAAAGCAGCCAGGGUUAAUUGGUGUCAAAAAACGCUUGACCGUUCCAAUUCCGGAAACUCAAAAAAUGUGUACAGCAUUGUUAGUGGUGAUGAAUCGUGGAUUUACUGUUAUGAGCCAGAAAAUAAACGACAGUCGGUCAUCCGUUCUCGAAGUGUUUCGAAAAAGAUGGUCGCGACAUUUGUGUCAAAAGCGGGUCAUAUUGCAACAAUUCCUCUUAAUGAGCAAAGAACUGUUACUGCGGAUUGGUAUACCACCAUUUGUUUGCCAAAAGCCAUCACCCAGCUUCGAAAAAUCAACCCCGAAAGAAGAAUCAUCCUCCACCAAGACAAUGCAAGCUCACACACCGCCCAAAAAACAAGGCAGUAUUUAACGGAAGAAAACUUGGAAUUAUUGGACGAUCCUCCAUAUAGUCCCGAUCUAAGUCCUAACGAUUCCUUUACUUUCCCGAAAAUUGAAAACAGACUGCGUGAAGAAGCAUGGUGCAGACAACGGUCACUCUGGGAUCAGGAAUGGAACAGUAUUGUCUUUAGUGACGAGUCUCGAUUUUGUUUAGGCAUGCACGAUGGUCGUGCCAGGGUUAGAAGGCGACGUGGUGAAAGGAGUAAUCCACAGUUUUUUGUUGAAAGACAUGUUCAUCACAAUGUUGGAGUUAUGGUUUGGGGUGCUUUAGCUUAUGGUUCCAGGUCACCUUUAAUCUUCAUCAGAGACUCCUUUCAACAUAAUGAUGUCACAUUGUUACCAUGGCCACCAAGAUCUCCGACUUAUCCCCAAUUGAGCACGAGAUUGCUCAAUUUGCAACGUCCUCCUCAGACUCUAGAAGCACUUCGAGAGGAGUUGGUGGUUGCCUGGAAUGAGAUACCACAGGAGGACAUUGACCACCUGAUCAGAAGCAUGCCUAGGCGCGUUGGAGAAUGCGUAGCACAUCAGGGUGCAUCCACACAUGAUUAA
Messenger RNA from Acanthoscelides obtectus, 1311 nucleotides. The record is from the annotation of a GenBank genome assembly. NCBI's taxonomy places the organism in Eukaryota, Metazoa, Arthropoda, Insecta, Coleoptera, Chrysomelidae.